GUGGACCAGACGAACCUGUGAGGAGCUCCGGAUGUGAGGAGCUUGAGGAUAACUCACAAUGUGCUGAUCUGCAAGAUCCACUCAACACAUCUCCAGAUCCAACUCCAUAUUCCAAAGGAUCAAGCCUGAAACCACUGGGUUCUAGCACUGACCCAUUCGCAACAGGACCUUCACGCUCACCUGGUUCCUCUGAAUGUGGUCAGGCACGAGCAGAACAAGUAAAUGCUGACUUGGUUAAGGAAAAAAUGGUCCUUUUACAGAAAAAAGGAAAGCUUCCUGUGAACGAAAGCCACCUUCGUCAGUUGUUUGGCAGCGAUUGUCCAUCAUGUGGAGGUAAACUCAAGGUGCACAAAGUCAUUUGUGGCGUUGUUGUUAGCUUUAACCAGCUGUGCCUUCAGUGUGACUACACGUAUGAGUGGAAAAGUCAGGUGGACGGCAGCGUCCCAGCCGCUGAAGAUGGACACGUGAAAGCAGGCUUAGAGGUAGCAACAGGAGAUGAAGCCCCCAGCAGCAUCCUAGAGGUUCCUGAAAUUGUCGCAGUGGCGCACGAGGGGAGCGGCUCUGGAGCUGAAUGGGAGCAAUCCAGCGAUCCCGGCGAGGUGGAUUCCGACGAAGAGUGGAAAUCGGCGCCGCACGUUUUCCCCAUAAAACUGUACCCCGCGAACCCCACAGAGGAAUCCGGCAAACACGUCGAAUACCGCGAUUACCUCUCGCUCACUCCCGUGCACAGCCAGCUCUGCGCCGACUGCGGAAGGUUCGUCGACGGACGGAAGCCUCACGUCUGCGAGCACAAAGCCAGGCCGUACUCCUGCUACAUCUGCGGGAAGCGCUGCGUCAGCGAAGCGGCCCUGAGUUCCCACGGCAGGGUCCACAACGAAAGCCACGAGUUUCGCUGCAAGUUCUGCCACGCCACGUUCAAGCUGAAGGCGGACAAGGUCACCCACGAGCAGACGCACGGACCCGAGGGGAGACCGUACAAAUGUCCGGACUGCUCGAAGACAUUCGCCACCAAUAAGGAGCGCAGAGUCCACCUGGAGGAUCACAGGGGCGCGGUGGAUUUAAAGUGCCGCUUCUGCGGGGUUGAAUUCGACCGUCCUCUCUCUAUUCAGAGGCAUUUGUUAGUGCACACGGGGGUGAAACCGUACAAAUGCUUGGUGUGCCAGCGCAGCUUCAACCAGGCAAGUCACCUGAAGUCCCACAUGCGGCUGCACACGGGGGAGAGACCGUACAAGUGUCAGCUCUGCGACAAAAGCUUCAAUCACAACGUGAGCUUGAAGAGUCACGUUCAGCGCCACCACCCUUCCUGCUCCACACCGGAACAGACGAAAGGGACAAAGAGCAAAAAGAAAAGUGGUGGUGCUCAGAAUAACAGGCUCGAGGAAGACGCAGACGUGAACCUCGACAGCGAGGAGAAGGAACAGGAUACAGAUGAUGAGAUGGAGGCACGACCACAAACUAAAAGGAACAUUGGUAGACCUAAAGGGAGGCCCAAAGGCUUUGGAUCAGGAAUGAAAACUCAAGCAGAAGGGUCACAUACUGGAGCUAGAAAAUCCCAAGUCAGGAGACGAAAACGACAAAAAAUUACUGACGAGGACAGGCUGUCUGACGGCAACACAUCAUUUGAUUCUGAAGACGAAGGCUGAGGAAAAAACAUACAGAAUAUAAUGUGAUCUGAAAAAAAAGAACAAUAGGCAAAACUUAGAGGAGGAAUUAAACUGAGGACAACUUAAAAAUGAAGUUCAUUACAAAAAAAUCUGUAUUAAAUUGAAAUGUACUGUAA
Molecule: messenger RNA, 1780 nt
Organism: Austrofundulus limnaeus
Lineage: Eukaryota; Metazoa; Chordata; Actinopteri; Cyprinodontiformes; Rivulidae
Product: zinc finger protein 658B
Biological process (GO): regulation of transcription by RNA polymerase II
Molecular function (GO): DNA-binding transcription factor activity; RNA polymerase II cis-regulatory region sequence-specific DNA binding
Source: RefSeq, a predicted model, not a curated record